Molecule: messenger RNA, 2148 nt
Organism: Eurytemora carolleeae
Lineage: Eukaryota; Metazoa; Arthropoda; Copepoda; Calanoida; Temoridae
Product: ras-specific guanine nucleotide-releasing factor RalGPS1
Exons: 10
Coding region: 43-1932 (629 amino acids)
Biological process (GO): positive regulation of GTPase activity; Ras protein signal transduction
Cellular component (GO): plasma membrane
Molecular function (GO): guanyl-nucleotide exchange factor activity
Source: RefSeq, a predicted model, not a curated record
UUCAGAUGUAAGAAUGGUUUACUAGGGAUCCGGGGGUACGGUAUGACCUCGAAGGUUCGGUAUUCAUCGAUACCUAGAGAUCAUGAUCGAAACUUCUUUUCACGAUUAGAACCCGCGACCAGCAGUCUCCGAUCUCAGUCGACAAAUUAUAAGGAGAACUGUCGAACUCUGCCGUCCCGAGGACAUCAGCAGGAUCAAGAGAAAGGGAACGGGAGGGUAGGCAGGAGUACUGUGGUACGAAGACCGUCAAUGAGUACAAAACCCGGAUUCCAGCAGUACUCCGGAACCAUGUCCGGAGGAGGGUGUAAGAGCUCCAGUCUCCCGGUUCAUUGCGUGGACGGGUCUCCGCUCAUCUCAACAGAUGUAUCUGCUGAGGAUCUGGCUAGCCAGCUGACCCUCCUGGAUCUGCCCGUCUUUAAGUCCAUCACCUCCGAAGAGUUACUCUCCUGCUCCUGGAAUAAGAAGAAUAAGAUGGAUAUUGCUCCGAAUAUUGUUGCUUUCACUCGAAGGUUUAAUCAUGUUUCCUUCUGGGUUGUUGAGGAGAUCUUGAAGCACGAGGAUCCCCGGUCUCGGGCCGACACCAUGACCCACUUUGUCAAGGUCGGGAAGCGUCUGCACGAGCUCAACAACCUCCACAGUCAGUUCGCGGUUCUUAGUGCGCUCCAGUGCGCUUCAAUUUAUAGGCUGAGUAAAACCUGGAGCCUGCUCAGCCGCAGCACAAAACAAACCUUUGAGAAACUGACUGAUUUGUUCAGUGAUCGGGACAAUUGGUGUCGGCUCCGGGAUCAUAUGAAUAAUACGGCUCUGAAACAUAAUCCUUGUAUACCAUACCUAGGACUGUAUCUGACUGAUUUAAUGAUGGUUGACAUAGCCCAUCCUUCCACUGGAGGUUUAGAACCUCACCAAAGACAAUUAAAGAUGAACAAUAUUCUUAGAAUAGUUUCAGAGUUACAACAGUCCAGCUACUCCAACCUUCCCAUACUCCCUGUAGUCCAACAUUUUCUCUCCUCAGUCCGUUAUAUUGACGAAUUACAAAAAUUUAUUGAAGACGAUCAGUUUAAGUUGUCUCUUAGACUCGAACCCAACACUGUGAGUCCUCCUGUAUCCUCCUGCAGUAGUAAGGAGUCGGUUCGACACCCGGCUCCACUCGAGAAGGAUCUUCACGUAGAACUAAGUCCUAUUUGUCUAUCUCCGUCCCGUCGGAGCGGAUGCAUCCCAAGAUCUGGGAAAAGUUUUGUUCCCGGACACCGGAAGUCCCGGAGUGAGGGAGGAAACAUCCUGUUUGGAUGUGGAGGGGGAGGGCUGGCCAGCCCGGAGCUUCCCCUCGCGGCCUCCAUGGGUCGGCGAGGAAUGAAAGUGAGUAGUAUGGACAGCUUGGACAACGAGAAAACUCGAUCAUUGUUGGAUGGAAGUUUUUUAGAGGAACCAACUCCAGGAAUAUGCCCGCAAUCCCCACUCUACUCUCCGGACUGUGAGCGGGACGCAUUGACUCCGGAUCCUCUUUCUCUUUCUAUAGUCCAACCUGGAUCCAUGCGAACCUUUCAGGGAUACAUCCAGAGAAAAACUCUAAUCAAGGACGGACGACGACCUCUUGUCUCCUCCUGGCAGAGGUAUUGGGUGGAACUCUGGGAUACCUCACUAGUUUACUAUCUUCCCAAAACUCUCAGUAAAUGUCGAGAGAGACGAGACUACCGAUCCGAGCCGUGUAAACUUCGAACUGUUGUUGGAUGGAUUGUGAUGGUUCCUCAGCAGACACAUCAGCUCCAGCAUGUAGAUCAGGAAUCCUUCCAACUUGCUGACCCUGUCAUGAGAAAUGUUUACAGAUUUCGAGGAGAAGAGAAGGAUCGAAAUCUCUGGGUGUAUCAUCUAACCAGGGCUAGUAAAGGAAUCAGUGCCCAGUGCCUACCAACCAAUCUAAUAUCCUUCGAAUAGAUUUAAAUAUAUGAAAAUCAGUACAUAGUACAUGUUAAAUGUAUGUAAACUGUAAUAGUUCAACAUUCAUGUGGUCGUUAACGUAUUUUUAAGUAUCCUGUUAUUUUAAAAAUCAUCUUCUGGAUUUCUACAGAAGAGAUGGGGGAGGUGAAUGGCCGCAAUUUCUACCAUUUUAGAUAGAAAAUAUUUUCUCUAAUAACGUUACCAUUGUCAAUU